AUGAUGCCGCUUGCCAGCUGUGCCUGUCUAGGCGCCCUUCCUAGCGAGCUCAUCUGCGAGAUUCUGGCCCGCAUUGACUCCGUAGCAUCGCUUUACUCGGUGCUAACAGCGUGGCCCAGGGCCAACCUCGUCUUCUCGUCCUCUAUCGGACCAGUCCUGCUCGCCCGGACCCUUGAGGAAUCGCUCCCUGGACAGUUGGUGUCGCUAGUCUCCGCGACUGCCCGCGUCAUGCUGCAAACCGAGCCUGUUCUGAGCCCCGAGGCUGUUCGAGAUGGCUACUUCCGCCCCCCAAAGGGCCGACAUGUCGGCCGGGCCCAGCCCAUACCGCAGCCGUCACCGCCAGCGGCAGACACUCCAGCGGCAGAUGCUGGUCUACCCUUCAUCUUGGGAAACAACGGACAGGCCGCUCGCCGUCUCCUCGGCCAGGUUGUGCGCAUCGCACGCGCCGCAACCGCAUGUCUCGAGCAUUACAGCACGCAAUGUCGCCUCAUCACACCGCAGCACCUCGUACGCCCUCGGCGAAACCUCUACCGCCAUGGCGACUCCCGUCGCCCGCCCUGGCGCGAGACUGCCGCCGGUCGUCCCUACGUCCCACCCGAGUUUCAUUGCUGCUCGUGGCAAGAAGGCCAGCGCGCAAUGCGCGGUCUCUGGCGGCUGCGCUUGGCCGAAGCGCUCGCUCAAAGCGCAGCGGAGCGCAACGUGAGCUUGGACCUGUUCUUCUUCGCUGACUCGGAACCGUGGGGCGAGCAGGAUGAGCUACUAACGGCCGCCGAGUAUCUGGGCUACAGCCAAAACGCGCCCCUGAAUCCCAUCCGACCAAAGGACGACAUCUGGUGUUGGCCCGUGGCUGUGGUAAAGGCGUCCACGGCUACCGCCUCGCUACCCUGGGAGACGCUGCUGUCGCCGCUGCACGAGGUAGACACCCGAUCGCGUGGGACGCUCCGUCUAGCCACGGCAGGGUGGCAGCAUUGGGUCAGGCUCGCAUCACAUCCGGCGUCGCCUGUUCGCGGCGUGCCUUUUUGGCCAUUUCGUCACCUCGGCUUUGCGCUUUGGGACAGAGAGAAGCUCGAAACGAUGCAGCUGGUGCCGCUCGAGGUCAAAGCGACGCAAGGCGGUGACAGGGGCGUCGCCUCGCAGGCGGAAUGGUUCUUUACCUGGCGCAGCCUCGUGCCUGCAGGCCUGCGCACUGAGAUAGAAGAACGUCUUGAUCGAGACCUCGAGGGCUGCGGGCAGGACGUACGAGAUUGA
Messenger RNA from Didymosphaeria variabile, 1248 nucleotides. RefSeq lists its product as uncharacterized. NCBI's taxonomy places the organism in Eukaryota, Fungi, Ascomycota, Dothideomycetes, Pleosporales, Didymosphaeriaceae. The transcript has a single exon. Bases 1 to 1248 code for a protein of 415 amino acids. The record is from RefSeq and is a predicted model, not a curated record.